This is a messenger RNA of Trichoderma virens Gv29-8, 3765 nucleotides long. RefSeq lists its product as uncharacterized. Gene Ontology annotation, molecular function: structural constituent of nuclear pore. Gene Ontology annotation, cellular component: nuclear pore transmembrane ring. NCBI's taxonomy places the organism in Eukaryota, Fungi, Ascomycota, Sordariomycetes, Hypocreales, Hypocreaceae. Gene Ontology annotation, biological process: protein import into nucleus; nuclear pore organization. The transcript has 3 exons. The coding region runs from base 1 to 3765 and encodes 1254 amino acids. The record is from RefSeq and is a predicted model, not a curated record.
AUGAGCGCGAAUCCUCGCCUGCGGUCUGGGUUUCCAGCCCCAGCCGUCCCCAGACGACGAUUUCAGAACGACAACGAACCGCCAGAAGAUACCUUUGACUCAAAACUUGGGUUGAACAGAACGGCAAAGCUUCCUCAGGCCCAAGAAAAGGCAACUCCCCGCAUCUCCAACACUCAGCCGGUCAUUCCUUUGACGCUUCUCGAUGGGCCACAACAACGGCUGUACGCCUUUGCUGUUUACAUCUUGCUGUGGGCGUGGAAACUCUACGACUGGCUACAAGUAGUGGAGGAUGGAGAUGCCUCUUGGUGGCUCUUCUUGAAAUGGAUCCUCAUUGACUUUACUUUUCUCUUUGGGCUCCCCGAGCUGAGGAUACCCUGGCUGGAGCUCUCCCAGCUCGUGGUUACCGCUGUUUUUGCGUCUCACUUGGUGACCAAUUACAUGCUCAUGUUCAAUAUUCCGGGUUGGCUCCUCGGCGUUGCAAAGGUCCUCUACGAUCGUGAAAUCUCCGUCUCAGAACACCAUGUCAAGGUCUCCAAUAUCCUAAACAACCACUCGUUGAUCAUGGGCAAGCAAACCAUCAACAUUCUUCCCGAAGGUUCUGCCGUCCUCAACCCCGACCAUACGCCCUUUUGCUUGUCUGGAAAGACUCAGACCUCGGCCUCUCUCCCAAUCUUCUUCAACUCUACUGUUCCUGCCGAAAUCGAAAUCCUACGUCUCGAUCUCGACACUGGCAAAGAGGAGACCAUCAAGAUCCCGAGCCGAGAAAUAAACAAGGUGGCCAAGAUAAUUCGAGAACACAAUGCGGAUCCUGAUGCUGUCCCGUUUCAUUGGACAUACCCUGUCAAGAAGCCAGGCAUCUAUCGACUAAACAAAGUUUUGGACGAGUACAAGCUCGAAGUUCAAAGACCAGUCAGAGAUACAUAUGUGGUGCCUUGUCCACAAGCCAAGAUUCAAACGGCCGAAUCCUUGGACCGAUGUAUUCAUGAUCUAUCCAACCUGUCGCUUGACGUAGUUGGCACGCCACCACUGAAGAUCAAAUAUUCGCGAUCAAUUAAUGGAAAAGCCCAGGCUUUCCACUUUCAGAGUCUGCAACCAGAAGGCUUCACCUCGCCACUCGCCGGCACCUCCGGCUUGAGUCUAGACGAUGGCGAUGACGUUUCCUGGGUCAAGUCUCAAAAAGUAACCGUGAAGCUCAACGAAUCUCUGGCUACCCCUGGAGUGUGGGAGUAUUCAGUUGAGGAGGUGCACGAUGCACUUGGCAACGUUGUCAAAUAUGGCGAUGCCUACGAAGAGCUAGAUGCACCUAAGAUGAAAUGGCUUGCCCAGAAGUUUUCUGUCAAAGAGCGACCCAAGAUUCGCAUGAAGGGCUGUGAUUUGAGAAAUCCCAUCAGAGUGGCAAGGGGUCGUCCAGCCAAACUGCCCAUCAGCUUUGGCUUCGCCGGUCCUGUGGAUGAUACGUCUCACAAGGUUACCUGGGAAUUCUCGCCCAUCGAUUCGAUUACUAACAGCGGUGACCACGGCGACCAGGUUUCGAUUGGAGAAUACUCUCCCAAGAACUCGCUCGAUAAGCCGUUGGUAUCUGAACCUGGCCUCUACACAUUGAAGUCUGUUUCAAGCGGAUCUUGUGAGGGUGAAGUGGACGAGCCUUCCUCUUGUUUGUUGCUGAAUCCCCUGGAACCCCACCUCUCUCUGCGAACGGAGGAGAUACCCGAUAAAUGCGCCGGCAACUCUGUUGGUCUCCGCGUUGACUUGGACCUUGUCGGUACACCUCCAUUCACUGUACGAUACGACAUUAUCUCCGAUGGACGAGUUGAAAAACAGGCCCACCGUGUGGAUGCCUUGAGAUCCCAGAUUGAACUCGUUCCUCGAAAGGCCGGACGUUAUAAGUACAUCUUUAGAUCUAUCGACGAUGGUGUCUACACUGGAUUACCCCUGACGGGUGAAGACAAGGUCCUGGAGCAGGUAGUCAAGCCGGCUGCGUCGGCAUAUAUCUCCAACCCCGAGAAGACGAUUAACGCAUGUCUCGAAUCUGAGGUGGAUGUGGACGUCGUGCUUGCUGGAGAUCCACCAUUCAGCUUGGAAUGGGAGAUCAUCCACGACGGCAAGCGCAAGCCGGGACGUGCAGAGAAGAUUAAAGAUACCACCUUCAAGAUCCAGACAUCGACUUUGUCAAAGGGUGGAGAGUACAUUCUUGCUCUUAGUAGUGUCCAGGAUCAACGUGGAUGUCGAACUUUCUUGCAAGAUCAACUCAAAAUAUCUGUGCGUCGCCAGCGACCUAGGGGCGCUUUCGGAUUGAUCGAACAAAAGAACAGCAUCAUGGCCAUUGAGGAUACGGCUCUUCGCCUGCCACUUCGCCUUCAGGGAGAGGCUCCCUGGACUGUCUCCUAUCGAAACCUGGAUGGACCAUCCGAUAUCAUCACCAAGACCAUUACCGGACCAAAUGAUUACCUUUUGGUCAGGUCUCGAGGUACUUACGAGCUUGUUGACAUUGUAGAUAAGCAAUGCCCUGGAACUGUCGAACCCACUGCCUCCAAAUUUGAAGUCGAUUGGUUCCCCCGACCAGAAAUUACCAUCGUUCCGUCAAAGAGCAUCACAGAAGCCGGUGGCGUGUUUGUCAAACAGGAGAUUUGCGAAGGUGAUAUUGAUGGAUUUGAAGUCAAGAUGAAAGGAUCCGCUCCAUACCACGUGGAAUACGAGGUCAAACAUAAACCAGUGCAGGGCGCAGCUUCGCUUAGUUCAAGACGGUUCGAUGCCGCCUUGUCUAAGGCUGCUGUUGCCAUGGACACGUCCAGGGCUGGCGAUUACACUUACAAAUUCUCUGGACUUGCAGAUAAUCUCUACAACAGUGAUAAGUACUUCAACCCCCUGACUGUGCGGCAACGUGUGAACGCGAAGCCGUCUGCAACUUUCUCCAAGCCAGGCCAGACAUUCAAAUACUGUAUGGAAGAGCAAGAGCAAGAAGAUGUGAUUCCUAUUACUCUUACCGGCGUCCCCCCGUUCUACGUCGAAGUGGAAAUCAAGCAUCAAGUAGGAUCCCCUCCGGAAACUUACAGAAUUCCCUCCAUUCAAACCAAUAAUUAUGGCAUGUCUAUUCCUCGCCAGCAUCUCCGUCUUGGUAACCAGCAGUUACUCAUUCGCACCGUCCGUGAUGCACGAGGCUGCCAGAGGAAAUACGAGAUUGGCGGACCAUCUAUCCCAUCGAUCCAAGUCCAACUAUACGAUGCCCCUUCAAUAUAUCCACUGGAGUCUCGCAAGGAUUACUGCAUCGGCGAACGUAUCUCUUAUACCCUUUCUGGCACUCCGCCAUUUGACAUUGCUUACGAUUUCAACGGCCAAUGGAAUGCCAAGUCACAGACUACCAGCUUCCGGCGUAUUGCUGAGAAGCCUGGCGAGUUUACCAUUACUAGCAUCUCCGACAAGGCCAGCGAAUGCCGUGCUGCUGUCAAUAUCCCCAAAACAAUUCACCCUCUACCUAGCGUGCAGAUCAGCCGUGGUAAACACUCUCGAGUGGAUAUCCACGAAGGAAAUGAGGUGGAUAUUCUUUUUGAAUUCUGGGGCACACCUCCGUUUGAAUUCACCUACACGCGAAGCAGCAACGCCAAGAAGGGCCAGCGAAGUAUCGUACUCGAGACUAGACACGACAUCUCGUAUGAACAUAGCAAGGUCGUCAAGGCUAGCCAGGAGGGUACGUAUGAAGUUGUUGCAAUCAAGGACAAGUUCUGCUCCUUUUCCAUGCAACAGGUGGAGCAAAAGAAGGCACGAUAG